Closterium sp. Naga37s-1 is the source of this 8319-nucleotide messenger RNA. The record is from the annotation of a GenBank genome assembly. Lineage: Eukaryota; Viridiplantae; Streptophyta; Zygnematophyceae; Desmidiales; Closteriaceae.
AUGAUGGAGAGCUCGAUAUCUUUAAAAGACGCGCCAGAAAUGGACUACAAAGAGGCGUUUCUAGACGUCAUGUUGGUUCCCGGCGGUACUCUCGAGGCGGUGCAGGAGCUCUACGACAUCUGCCACGUGGAGGCAUUCGUCGCAGCGAUGCUGGACAUUCGUGCGACUGCUGUCGCCAGGCGACGACUGCUGGGCGUCGUCGGUCCCGGUACUACCAAGGCCGAGCAGUACACGGUUCGAGACAUGUUCUCAUUUCAACAGGACGCGAUCCCAACAGCCAUGCUGCGAAUAAGCGGCGUCCUGCACGAGCCCGCGACGCGCCUAUUCAACGACGUGUUGCGAUUCAUGGGCGUACACGAGGGCAAGAUGCUCUCCCGCGCGGAAGAGGUCGCGCUGGUGGCGCGCGUGUUUCUGGACCUGGGGAAGGAGCCGCCGCUGCGAGAUGAGCUGUUUCUGCAGCUGUGGAAGCAGACGCGGGGGAACGAGUACAAGGCGUCCUGCCUGAAGGUGUGGGAGCUGAUGCGGCUGUGUGCGGGCGUGUUCCCCCCCACCACCACCGUCGCGGGGCCGCUCUCAGAGUACUUCUCCUCGCUCGUCUCCGACGAGGCGGGGGACGAGGCUAUUCGAGAGGCGGUGCUGGCUGCAUGGAAGGCGCUGAACCAUGGGCUGAAGCACGGGCCCGGGAGAUGCAAGCCGGGGCAAGAUGUGGUGCUCUCGUUGCUGACGCACACACCCCUGUCAGUGCCAGUGUAUCUGUGCGACGACACCCUUGAAAACAUCCCUAGCAGCGCCGUGACCACCAUUGGCGAGGCCAUGCAGUUGCUGCUGCAGAGGCUACAAGUGACAGACACCACCUCCUUCGCCCUCUUCACAUGCCGAAUUUACAAAUCCAUGGGGGCAACUCACAGCGACCCCACCAUUGACCACGUGCCUCUGGACCCAGAAGCGUACGUAUCAGAUGUGAUGGCGGAGUAUGUGAAAGCAGCGCGUGGCAGCCUGGUGGCAUGCAAGCUGCUGCUGAAGAAGCGAUUCUUCAAGACAGACGAUGCUCUCGUUGCUGACCUGCACCACGUGCGCCUCUGCUACGCGCAGCUCCGGUACGACUAUCUCACGAACCACUACCUGGUGACAGUGGAGGGAGCAGUGGUGCUGGCAGCGCUGCAAAUAGCCGGGGAGAUUGGGGUCAUUGCCAACCCUGAAACGGCCCUGGAGUGGAGCAUACAGAUGAAGAGGUCUAUCCCGAAGAUAGUGUCUCGCCUGCACUCCAAGGACAAGUGGAUGAACCUCAUCCUCGAACCCUACAGAACCCUGUGGUCAUUAGACCACGAGGCCACGAUGAGGGAGUUCGUCCGGAUCCUGUUGGAGAUCCCACAGGGCGGGUCCGUCUUCUUUGACCUGCGCACAGAGGAGGACACGGCCAACUACUUUCCCAAGCAUGUCAUCGUGGGAGUCAACCACAAUGGGCUACAUUUCCUGGAUGCAGAGAUUCGGUCGGUCAUCCACCAAGCAGAGCUGAGGGAGCUUGCAGAGUAUGCAGGGCAGCCUGAUCGAAUAUUCUUCAGCAUGACUCUACAAGACGAGCUACACUCGUUCGAGUUUGCUACUACCGGGGGGGACGAGAUAUGCUUCUUGCUUGAUAUUCACAUAGCAAAUGCAUUGAGAGCAUCUCAAGUUCGGUGUGCUGGAAAUGCGUCGUCGCAGCAGAUCCCGCCGUCGUGCACCUCUCUCGCCAAGGUCUAUGUCGCCAGCACGGGCAGCGACACCGGCUGCUGCGACUCCACCACCGCUCCCUGUGCCACCUUGCAAGCAGCGGUCGCCAGGGCGGCACCUUCCGCCACCAUCACCCUCCUCCCACUCCCCGCCGGCUCUCCCCUAUCCGCAAUCAAAUCUUCGCCGACCAAAUCCGCUGUUCAACUGGGCGGCAAAUCUCUCACCAUCACCGGCGCCCCUCCCGCGUCCACCCCCGCGUCUCCCGCUGCAAUCACACUCGACUGCGGCGGCGGCCCGUGCCUGAACGCCACGUGUGCUGGCGCGGGGUGCGGCGCGGGGAGCAAGGUGGUGCUGACGCUGGCGCUGUUCACGCUGACCAAUGGCGUGUCGGCUGAUUCGGGAGGAUGCGUGGAUGUGCGAGGGCAGGGCCUGGUUAUCAACAACGUGGCGUUCUCCCGCUGCUCCGCCACCAACCUGGGGGGCGCGGUGUCAGUGCAGGGCGCGGGCGCGUCGCUCACAGUCUCCUCCGCCUCCUUCUCCGCCUGCUCCGCGCCUGGGUCCGACCUCACCUACAUGUACAACUCGGGGGGCGGCGCCAUUAGCGCCACUGGACCCGAGGGGGGGGCGGCUGCACCUGGGGGUGUACGCGCAAAGCUGUCCGGGGUGACGGCGAAUGGGUGCAGUUCGGAGAACGGGGCGGGAGGGGCGCUGCUGUUUAGGAAUGUGAGGGUGGAGGUGGACGGAGGGGAGAUGACCGGGUGCCAAGCGUAUUUCGGCGGGGCGAUUGCGACCAUGUACUCGAGUGUGUCUAUCGAUGGGGUGACAGUCAGCAACGGACUGGCUGUUCUUGGAGGGGCCAUCGCGGACGAGGGUUCCUCCACCUACGCCCUUUCCUCCUCCUCGCUCACCGCCUGCUCCUCCAAUGGCACUCUGCCAGCUGGCGUGUACGCGUCAGGCUACGGCUUUGGGGGGUGUAUGGCGCUGAACGCCACGCAGACGGUUACAGUCACAUCCGUUAAUGCCACCAAGUGUGUCACGGAUUACGAGGGAGGAGGCGCGUGGGUGUACACAGUCACUCAGGCAACCCUCACCAAGUGCGUCUUCUCUGACAGCUACGCAACAUACCUAGGAGGAGGCAUAUCCGCCACGGGCGGCGUCCUCCUGAUCUCCGACUCCUCCUUCGCCCGCAACGUCAUGGACUACGUUUCCAGCGCGCCCUCGGGCGCCGGCCUAUCACUGAGCGCCACGUCAGCGAAAGUGGAGCGCACCGUGUUUGAGGAUAACGUGGGGAUCAUGAUGGGGGAUGCGGCGACCGUGGAUGGGUAUGGCGGUGGAGUGUAUGUGGGGCAGGAUGGCGAGUCGGCGGUAACCACCCAGGAGUUCAUCUCCUGCACCUUCUCGCGUAACUUGGCGAAGGGAGGCGGGGGGUUCUACCAGUACGGAGGCGUUGCCAAGUUCACCAACACUGUGUUCCGCGACAAUGGGGGUGGCGAGCUGGGAGGCGCAAUGCUGGCGCUGGUGACAGCGGAGGUGCAGAGCUGCACGUUUGAGCACAACAGUGUGUCGGGGUCGGGAGGAGCCAUCUACAGCGAGGGCACGGGGUACCUGCGGAUCAUGGGGUCCACCUUCACUGGCAACUCCGUGCAGCUCAAGGACGGCGGCGCGCUCUACAUCAUUGCAGCGGACAGCAACGUGACAGUGCAGGGAAGCACGUUCAGAGGCAACAGAGCCAACAGCUCGCGAGGGGCCGCCAUCUUCAGCGGAGGGUCGCUGCUGCAAGUAGACGACUCUCUGUUUGAGGAUAACUGGUCGUACCUUAAGGGCGGCGCUGUCACAGUUGAGGGCUCUCGAGGCGCAGAAGCAACCACCCUGGGAAGCUUCACAAAUACCACCUUCACCAGAAACACCUCCCCCGUGGGGGGAGGCGCCUUCCUGUGCAGCCUCAACUGCACCGCCGAUCUCACCAACUGCACCUUCUCCGAAAACAACAGCACUGCCGCCGGCGCCCUACUCGCGCAGGAAACCUCCUCCCUCACCCUCCGAUCCUCCUCCUGCCAGGGCAACGCCGCGGACGCAGCAGGAGGGUGCCUAUUGGUCACGGAUUUCGCGACUAUUACGGCGGAUGGGAGCAAGUUUAGGGAGAAUAGGGCGGGCAGCGGUGGCGGAGUGGGGAAGGUGUCUGGGUCAGGGAGGCUGGUGAUGACCCGGUGUGAGGUGGAGGCCAAUGAGAGCCCGACAGGUGGCGCGCUGUGGGUGGAGAUGGAGGGUGUGGUGGAGGAUACGCGGAGUAGCUUCACGGGUAACAAGGCGAGUUUUGAAGGCGGGGCAGUUUUCGCCACGCACAGUUCCACUGUGAAGCUGCUCUCGUCGCAAUUCGGGUCGAAUUCCGCGCUGAGAGGCGGGGCUAUGGUUCUGGAUACAGACGCAACUCUCACCUCCACCUCCUCCUCUUUCCUCAACAACUCCGCUUCGGCUGUUCUUAUUAGGGGGAGUUCUCAGGCUACUCUCACUACAGCGUUUUUCUCGGGCAAUUCGGCCCCUGCGGGCACCGGAGGGGCCAUCUGGGCAGCUGCCGAAACUUCUCUCACGGUCCGAUCGAGCAAUCUGACGAACAACACGGCUGUCACGGGCGGCGGAAUCUUUUCGGAAGGGUCUGCCCAGGUGACCCUGGAUGCGUCGCGAUUCGAGGGGAACAACGCGGUUACUGGCGCGGCGCUUGCUGCUGCGGGCAGCUCGAAAUUUUCGGCAGGGAACCUGACACUCGUGGGGAACAGCGCAAGCCGUGCGGGGGGGGCGGCGGCGUUUUUGGACCAAUCAAACGGGUUAUUUAAGGGGGCGUGGAUGACUGGGAACAAAGCGGUGGUGGGCGGUGCAGGGGUGUACGUGAAGCGAGCAGAGACUCUCGGGAUUACCUCCUCUGGAGCUGCAGCUGCUGGAAAUUCUACUGGUGCUCCGGCUACUGGAUCAGCAUCAGCUGCUGCCGCUGCGGUGAAUGAUGCGGGUAGUGCAGCUAGUGCUGCAAGCGGGGCAAACAGCAGCAGCAGCAUGGGAGUAGGAAAGGCUGAGCUGGCUCCGCUGGUGUGCUCAAACCUCACAUUCAGUGAGAACGAGGCCUUGUACCCGCAAGGAGUGGCCUUCUACGAAGCUUCCUUCAACCCCGCAGUGCGCAUCGGGUGCGACGAGUGCGUGCGGGAGCAGGAGAGCCAGACCAUAGGCAGCAUCCCCAAGAACUUCUACUUCACAUUCGCGGGCAUGGAUGAGGGGACUAACGGCCUCGGCACGGUUCCGUCCUUUGUGGCUCUCACGGCUGUGGGGACGCCCAUCGCAGGGCUGACGGUGGUCGUUGUGGACGACUACAACAACACUGUUGUUCAGGACAACUCCUCCUUUGUCGCAAUCGCUCCCGAUCGCCGCAUUUCCGGGUUGCUGCGAGCAACAGCGGUGCAGGGACUGGCCGAGCUGCCAGAGGUCUCCGUCAUGGUCACUCCCGACGAGGCCACGCCCUUCCGCCUCCUCGUCACCGUCUCCAGCCCCACUAAUGAGUUCCCCGAUAUAACACACACCUUCACUGUAGACUUCUGCGCUGCGGGAACCUUUCUGAAUACAACCACGGAAGAUGGAACCGGGGGGGACGGUGGUGGUAGUAGUACCAGCAGUACUGGGAGUGGGACAUGUGACCCCUGCCCUGUCGGUAGUUGGUGCGAGGCUGGUCAACCGUCCACUCCCUGCGACGACGGCAGCUUCACGUUCUACCCCUACUCCACUAGCGCCAACGAAUGUGUAGCGUGCGAGGAUGACAAUCUGGAUUGCACGGGCGGCGAACUGACGAUCGCGACGCAGGCGUGGUUGGAUCCCAGGACGUAUAAUGACACGCCGACCACGUACAGCUGUAUUAUCACCAAUGGGUGUGUGGAGCACCUGUAUGAGUACAACCUCACCACCAACACCGCGGAUGUUGAGAUCUGCCCCACCGGCUACGACCCCUCCUCUCCCAUGUGCUGUCUGUGCGCCAACAACUACUACUCGUUCCUCGGCGAUUGUAACUACUGCAGCGACGUUUUCAAGAAGCUCUUCCCGCUGCUCUUCAUCCUCAUGAUUGGAGUGUGGGUGGCCAUGUUUCUCCUUGCCAACAACUAUGACAACAUCGACAUCUUUCUCACCGAGGUGCAAUACCUCACGGUCGUGGCCUCCAUAAACCUGAACGCACCAGCAGCGCCAAAUGGAUGGGUGGGGUGGCUCAUCAAGAUCUACAACCUCUCCGUCUUCGACCCCGACGUGGUGGGACCCAACUGUGUGCUGACCUACCGCUUCCCGCAGCAGUUCGUCUUCGGAAUCCUCAUCUUCCUCGUUGGCCUCGUGGUCUACGCGCUGCACUGGUGCCUCUUCCUCCUCCGCGAGCAUAUCAAGCUGCUCAAGGCGAAACGGGCAGCUGAAAACGGCGAGACGAGCGGAGUCGGGCAGCUGAGCAGCACGGCGGCGAAGCAGCGGAGGCAGGAGUAUUACAACGGGCUGGUCGGUGGUGUUGCGAGCUGGCUGGACGUUUGUUACAUGGGUAUUCUCGCCCGCGUGCUGCCCGUCUUCCAGAGCCAGAUGGUCGGGGAUACCAAGGUGAUGCUGUUCGCUCCGGAGAUCGAGUGGCUAUCCUCGACGCACAUGGGCAUGCUCAUCCCCUCUAUAAUCAUCCUCAUUGUCUACCUCGCGGGCGUGCCGCUGCUCUACGCGUGGCUGCUCUUCUCAGCCAAGUGGAACCGCACGCUCUUCACCGCUGAGUUUGACGACAAAUACGCUUUUCUCACAGAACGAUUCGGCCGCAAAUUCUACUGGUGGCACCUGCUCAACAUGUCUCUCCGGGUGCUGUACGGAUGCAUCCUCGUCUUCCUCUACGAGAACCCCGAGGCUCAGAUCAUCAUCCUCGUCGUCCUCCAGAUCCUCCGCAUUGUCGUCGAGUACCGCUUUGCACCGUUCACCUCCUCCUCUGUCGAGUACCUUCAGGCCACCCUCAACCUCGGCGAGGUGUUUUUCACGCUGUCGCUGCUCAUCUUCAACUACACAUCCGAGUCCAUCCUCUCAGAGGUCAUCAUGGCCAUCAGCACCGUCCUCAUGCUGCUGCCCGCCAUCGUGGCCAUCAGCUACGAGGUGUCGAGCAAGCGAAUGGAGGCGUUUAACAACAGUGUGCUGGACGAGAUCUGGGAGCAGGAGAGCGGCAAGAGAGAGGACCAGCUGAGGGGGCUCGACCCUUAUCAAAUCGUGCAGCUGACGCAGAUCGGAGAGUGGUUCCGUCCACGAGCUCUCUUCCAGUUCCUUCAUCAUCGUGAGGGCAUUGACCUGCUGCUGAGGGUGCGCGACCGCGUGCAAGCCUGCUCCCUGGCUGGUCUGGGGGAAGUCGAGUGGAUCGAGCAGCUGAAAAAACCCCAGCAGUACGCCGGUCUCUCCCAAAUCCUCCUCGGAAACAAGAAGGGUUACAUUCCCGUCGCGCGGUUACCGCCUCAAGGCGUGUAUUGUCUGUUGCACGGGGUGUGGCAUGCGGACGGGGCGUGCACGGCUGCCCAGGCUGCGGCGGCGGCUCGGCGCCGAACCAACCGCCGGACCAAGUCCCGGAGCAGCCGGGUUUCGUUCGGGGGAGGGAUGGGAGAGGGAGCGCCAGAGACUCCUGGGAGUGGGUUGCGUAGGAUGGUGAGUUGGGGGUCUAACACACCUGGAGGGGCGAGCAUGAGGGAGAAACCGGCCAAGAGUCUCAAGAUUGCUGAGAAGAGCUGGCCUCCGCAGCUGGGAAGGAAAGUGCAUUGGUGCCCUGCUUCGGGAUUCGAUCCUCUUGCCGCGACGAAGAGGUUCGGGAGCGGGAGGAUGGGUGCUGGUGGGAUGGCUGGGACUCCUACCGGAGGAGGAGGGGGAUGGGGAGGAGGAGAGGAGGCAAGGCCUCCGUACCCUGUUGCUCCGGAAACCCCGACUGGUGCGGUUGAAACUCCUGUAACCCCUGCUGCCCCUGCGCCUGCGGCUGCUGUUAAUGGCGGUGGGGAUGGAGACUCAAAGCCAAAGAAGCGGCUUCUCAGGCAGCUGUCGGAUAGAGACGACAGCGACACAGAGGGAGCAGCAGCAGGAGCAGGAGCAGGAGCAGGAGCGGGAGCGGGAGGAGGAGGGAGCAGACCUGGAACAGCAGGAACGCCAGGAGCGGGAGGAGGGAUCAUGCGAGGGGCGAUUAGCCGACCGGGGAGUUCGGGAGGGGCGGCGAUCGGAGGGGCAGGCGGUGGGGGGAUGGAGGUGGUACAGGCGAAUCUGGAUAUGGCUGAGCUCACGUUUGCGUUCCAGUCGAACCUGGCUCUGCUGGUGAAGGCUGAGAAGAAACGCAAGGUGCAGAAGGAGGCGCUGCGGCAGAUCAUCCACUCCAAGGCGACUUACCACAUUCUCAGCUGGUUUACAAGCGAGGAGAGCACGGUGGAUGACCAGCGGCUGUUUGCAGAGCUGGUGAAGGCGGUGAGGCAGGCGGCCAAGACGCGCAAGAGGUCCAUGCGCUGGCUGCAGGGCGCGCAGUGCUUCUACCCCGGGGAGGGCCGGCUCACCACCAGCUCUCCAAGAUGCUGUAAGUUGAUGCUCUCUCUUGAGUCACCUUAG